AUCUGUCCCUUCCGUCUCACUCACUCACUCACCCAAACAAAACCAAAAACCAAAAAAAAGCCACGUGUCACCAUCACUUGUUAUCUCUAUUAUCUCAUCCUCCUCCUCCUGAAGCAACCUCCCUGCAUUUCCAUUCCACCACCAUUUUUCUCUUAUAAAUAUUAAUCUCUCCUCAUUAUUCCUUUAAAUUUUUUUAAUCACCUAACUAAAAAUAUUAAAAAUAUCCCCCUUCUCUCUCAUAAUUUGCCACCUGUUUAAUUCCGUUACUAAAACAUUAAAUUUUACUAAUACUAAUAAAACCACACCAUGACUCGUCUCUUCCGAUCUAAAUCUUGCGGACUCGUCCGACUCGGUCUCUCGGAAUUCAACCCGGUCUUACCUCCCGCUCCAUUUUCCCGCCAAAAUGACGAAGACGACGACGACAGUACAGAUGAAGACGAGGACGAAGAGGAACAAUACUCUGAUGAUAACAGCAGUAACAAUGGAGGUUUGAGAAACCCGAUAUCGACGCCGUUUAUUAGUCCUUGUUCGAGAGGAGGACGGGACGGUAAUGAUAACGGUAGCAGUCAUCAGUUUGCGAUUGUGAAUAUUUUGGUAACGGCGUUGAGGAAGUCGAUAGUGACGUGUAGUGUGGAGAUGGAAGAUGUAUCGUCUUCCAUGGAUAUUAGUUGGCCUACUGAGGUUAAGCAUGUUUCUCAUGUUACUUUUGACCGGUUUAAUGGCUUCCUUGGUUUGCCUACUGAAUUUGAACCGGACCUUCCUAAAAAAGUCCCUAGCGCCAGUGCAAAUGUAUUCGGAGUUUCUGCGCAGUCAAUGCAGUGUACUUAUGAUGACCGAGGAAACAGUGUGCCUACUAUACUUCUUAUGAUGCAAAAGCGACUUUAUGUUGAAGGAGGCCUUAGGGCAGAAGGAAUAUUCAGAAUAAAUGCUGAGAAUAGCCAAGAAGAGUAUGUGAGAGACCAGCUAAACCAAGGUGUAGUGCCACGAGGAAUAGAUGUUCAUUGUUUGGCAGGUUUAAUAAAGGCAUGGUUUAGAGAACUGCCUUCUGGGGUACUUGAUUCUCUUACACCAGAACAAGUGAUGCACUGCAACACAGAAGAUGACUGCACUCAACUUGUGAAGUUACUUCCUCUUACAGAAGCUGCACUUCUUGAUUGGGCUAUCAAUUUGAUGGCGGAUGUUGUGGACCAUGAACAAUAUAACAAGAUGAAUGCCCGCAAUGUUGCUAUGGUCUUUGCACCCAACAUGACCCAGAUGGCUGAUCCUUUGACGGCAUUAAUUCAUGCCGUGCAAGUAAUGAACUUGCUCAAGACUCUGAUCUUGAAGAACCUUAGGGAAAGACAGGAUUCAAGUGCCAAGUCUACGCUGCUCUCUACAUGUUCAGAUUCUCCAAAAGACACUAUUGAGCUCAGUCAAUCAAAUGUAAACUACACAUCUUGCGUAAAAUCCCUGGCUGGUUGUGCACCAGUCGUACACACUAGCGGCGAGUUCUUAAGGUCUGCCACAAUGAAUAGGCUUGAAGCCACCACCAUGCAUAAAUACUCAAACGUUCAGAAGAAAAAUGAUGGCGAAGAGGAACUCAAGCCAUUUUCAGGUCACAGUCCUCCUUGCGAAAUACGAAGUUUAGAAAAUGGAUGCAAAGGCGAGUAUGAUAGCGGGGAUUGGCUAAGUUUGCGAAAAGGAGUGAGGAGGCUAUGCAGACACCCAGUAUUUCAAUUGAGUAAAGCAGGUAAUAAGAAGAAUCAUCAAGGUCUUGGUAUUGUAAAUAAUAGAGGAGGUGGUGAAGCUUGCGUAUGAAUGAUCCUACUUGUUGGUUCCUUCUUUUUAUGUUUUUGAUUUGAUGAAUGUUUUGUGUAAACGUAGUAAUAGAUAUCGAUGUUUGCUUAGUUUUGUUGUCAAUAGAAAAAUACUGGGAAAUCUAGUUCGUUUGAAAGCCUUAACUGAAGCAUUUUGCUGAAUAGGCAAAACAUUCCCAAUUCAUAUGAUUUUAUGAAGGGUUUUAUUA
Mercurialis annua (annual mercury) is the source of this 2005-nucleotide messenger RNA. RefSeq names its product rho GTPase-activating protein 3. Lineage: Eukaryota; Viridiplantae; Streptophyta; Magnoliopsida; Malpighiales; Euphorbiaceae. The transcript is spliced from 5 exons. The coding region runs from base 307 to 1797 and encodes 496 amino acids. Gene Ontology annotation, biological process: signal transduction. Gene Ontology annotation, molecular function: GTPase activator activity. The record is from RefSeq and is a predicted model, not a curated record.